AUGGGCCCCUUCGACCCGCCCUCCCUGGCUACUCAGUUCCUCGCCUCCCCGCUGCUCUUCAUCCUCCGCCCCGUCUACGGCAUCCUGUCCUCAGUCCGCCCCGACCCCUAUACCCGCUCCCCUUCCCAGCAGCCCGUCCGCGUUGUGUGCAUCUCCGACACCCACACCCUCCAGCUGUCCAGCGUCCCCGAUGGCGACCUGCUCAUCCACUCCGGUGACCUCACCAACGCCGGAUCGCUUGACGAGAUCCAGAAGGCCGUUGACUGGCUCAGGACCCUGCCCCAUACACACAAGGUCGUCAUCGCCGGGAACCACGACAGCUGGUUUGAUCCGGACGCCAGGUCGCUCGUCCCGCCCUGCCCCGUCCGCGAGGCCGUGGACUGGGGGGACAUCCACUACCUCGAGAACACCUCUGUCGUCCUGUCCUUUGGCUCGCGCACCCUUAAGGUCCACGGUGUGCCCCAGAUCCCCCAGCUGGACCCGGCCGUCCCGUCCGUCCACGCCUUUCAGUAUUCGCCGUGGUCCAGGUCCGACCCGUGGCCCAGCCCUAUCCCGCUCGACACCGACAUCUUGAUCUCCCACAGCCCUCCCCGCCAUCAUGGCGACGUGUUCCCCCACUCCGUCGGCUGCCGUUUCCUGCUCGAGGCCGCCUGGCGUGUCCGCCCCGCGCUGUAUGUGUUUGGACACGCCCAUGCCGGCCGCCGCGUGGAGAGGGUCUACUACGACGACUCCCAGCGCGCGUUGGAGGCCAUGGCUGAGCGUCGCUGCGAGUCUGGCUUGCUGUGGGAUCGCGGUUUUAGAUCGUGCGUCUGGUGGUUCUUCCACGGAGGGCUGUGGCGAGACAUGGUCAGUGUGUUCUGGGCCUGGAAGGAUGCCCUCGUCGUUCUCUGGAGCGCCGGGAGAUCGAUCCUCUGGACCCGGAUCUGGUGCGGACAACGUUCGCUGGGUAGGGAGGGCUGGAUGGUCAACGCUGCAUGCAUGGACGGUCGAGGGAGUGGAUUGCUCACGGGCCCCGCGACCGUGAUCGAUCUCUGA
Messenger RNA from Coccidioides immitis RS, 1035 nucleotides. RefSeq names its product phosphoric ester hydrolase. NCBI's taxonomy places the organism in Eukaryota, Fungi, Ascomycota, Eurotiomycetes, Onygenales, Onygenaceae. The coding region runs from base 1 to 1035 and encodes 344 amino acids. The transcript has a single exon. Gene Ontology annotation, molecular function: hydrolase activity. The record is from RefSeq and is a predicted model, not a curated record.